Molecule: messenger RNA, 1356 nt
Organism: Cuscuta epithymum
Lineage: Eukaryota; Viridiplantae; Streptophyta; Magnoliopsida; Solanales; Convolvulaceae
Source: the annotation of a GenBank genome assembly
GUAAGCCCCCUUCCAUAAAAAAAUGGGCAUUUCUAGAGAUGCUCUAAGCUCCAUUGCUCCGUACUUGUUGGUAUCAUCCAUCGUAUGUGUAAAGUGUAAUUGUGUAUAGGGGGAGAUACCGACCGACACUGGAGUACAACCAGAGAGGAGAGGAGUCUCGAGAAGCAAACGCAACAACAAAUGAGGCCUAAGAUAGUGCUCUUCGGGGACUCCAUCACUCAGCAAUCGUUCACAUCAGGUGGAUGGGGUUCUUCCCUCGCUCACCAAUAUUCUCGAAAGGCUGAUAUCCUGAAUCGCGGAUAUAGUGGAUAUAACACUAGAUGGGCUUUGUUCUUGCUGCAUCACCUCUUCCCUCUGGCUUGUAGGAGGAAUCUAUAAGCCAUCCUGCUGUCAUCACUAUUUUCUUUGGGGCAAAUGACUCGGCACUUUUAGGAAGGACAAGCGAAAAGCAGCACGUGCCUCUUAAGGAAUACAAAGAAAAUCUAAAAACAAUGGUUCAACAUCUUAAGAAGUGCUCACCUACCAUGGUUGUUGUGCUUAUAACUCCGCCACCAAUUGAUGAGGUGGGCCGCAAAGAAUAUGCACGGUAUGUGUAUGGCGACAAAGCAAUGAAAUUGCCAGAAAGGACGAAUGUAGUGACAGGAGAGUAUGCAAAGCAGUGUCUCGAAUUAGCCAUGGAGUUGGGUCUCCCUUCAAUAGAUUUAUGGUCCAAAAUGCAGGAAACCAUGGGUUGGCAGAAGAUAUUCUUAAGUGAUGGUUUACACCUCACACCAGAAGGCAAUGCUGUCGUCCAUGGAGAAGUAGUUAGAGUUCUCAGUGAAGUUUGGUUCUCAGCUGAACAGUUGCCCUAUGAUUUCCCCCACCACUCCCAAAUUGAUGGAAAGAAUCCCGAGAAGGCGUUCCAAAUACAAUGUCUUGCACUACAGUAGUCAGCUGCUAUGGAUGAUUUAGCUUCUCCAGAUGACAAUGCUGACAUUUAGAAUAGCGUUUUCAAUUGCACUGAAAAGCUUGACAAUGGAGCUUCCAAUUGCGGCUUAUAAAACACACACAUAGAUUCUGAAUCAAAUCAGAACAAAAUUUUCGUGAGAACGUGAAAUUAAAUACUUUUACCCCAAUGUGAUACAAUAAAACUCAUGUUGCCACCGCAUUUAUCUGAUAUAGGCAUGAUUUAAUUAAACUUACAAAAUUGUAAUAGAUGUGUUUCAUUGUGUAAAAAUGAUUGUUUUUAUGUUCUCACGAUAAACAGUAUUCUCAUUGGAACUGCACCCACAAGGUUACAUUCCGGUAAAAACACUUCUUCCUGUGGUAAAUCAGAACGAUUUGAAACAGUGCAUAGUAUGAUUCAUGUCAUUGUGC